AUGCUCGGCCCUCUCCACCGCUCUUCACGCCUCUUCUACCUGAGCACCGCGGCUUUGCGCACUUUGUUGGUUCUUCAUUUCUCAACCUUUCCAGAGCGGCAGGACGGCCAUCCUGUGCGCGCGUUUGGCGAGGGCAAACUGCCCGCUCUAUCCAAGCCGACAUCGUGCCAUGGGCCGCGACGCCUUCUCCUAUCCGACAGCCCUGACGACGAGCUUCGCUAUGGCCAUCCAGACCAAGUGUAUCCCUCUCCGUUUAUAGGCUCCCAGUCGACUGGGCGCAUGCAGCAUCUUUGCCCGGAGCGAAACGUCAAGCGAUUCCCCAUCCACUCGCCUCCGGCAAAAAUCUUGGGCGGCAGGAAAUUUGCGCUCAAGAAUGCAAACGCAUCGGACGCGACGGCGGGCCCCCUUGACGAGUUUUCAGGGACCAGUCCUUCUCGAAGGACAGCCACUGUCAUUCGCGGCUUUUCCAGCUUCGCCUUUAAGCCAGAAGACUUGUGGAACCUCCGCUCUCUCAUUGUCGAGACGGCACUUCACUCUGGCGGGGAAUAUGCCGUCUUCUUGCUCGUGCAUAUACAAGACCCAGCGGCGAACGUCUUCGACUCCGAAAAGAGCGAUCAGUUGUUGGAGUCGUGGUACGAUGCAGUCAAUGAACAUCAGACCUUGCUCCAAGUGUUCCAGCCUCUGCAGCUCUUUGCACUGUAUCAUCCGGGGUUCGACCACUAUUGGCAGGUAGAGCUCGACCAGCGCUUUCUUGGCCAGGCCGGGAAAUAUCUCGACGUAGUAUCGGCGUUUGCGUGGCACGAGCCGCGAAAGCAGGCCCCAGAACGAGCGACAUACCCGCUCAACGUCGACGAGUAUGGCACCUACGACAAAUUUCUGUCCCGAGUGGACAGGGCAAAUCGGGGUCAGUCGAGAGCCUGGGGCCCCGUGCGCAUCCCCGGAGUCUACCACCGGGGCCGAGACCGCCAGUAA
Molecule: messenger RNA, 972 nt
Organism: Hirsutella rhossiliensis
Lineage: Eukaryota; Fungi; Ascomycota; Sordariomycetes; Hypocreales; Ophiocordycipitaceae
Product: biotin synthase-like protein
Exons: 5
Coding region: 1-972 (323 amino acids)
Source: RefSeq, a predicted model, not a curated record